Molecule: messenger RNA, 1420 nt
Organism: Caenorhabditis angaria
Lineage: Eukaryota; Metazoa; Nematoda; Chromadorea; Rhabditida; Rhabditidae
Source: the annotation of a GenBank genome assembly
AUGAAUGUUGUGAUGAACUUGUUGUCGGCGGUUUCGCCACAACCAGAUGGUGAUUUUGUCGAUAAAUUGAAUUAUUGCGCGACAACUAUUGGUUUGGUUCUUGGCUCCGCUUUUAUAACAGGAUGGAGGUUUGUUUUGCGAAAAAAAAUGGAAAACAAAAUAAUUUUCUGAUUUUUCAGUUUUGUUGGAAGCCCAAUCGAUUGCUGGUUUCCAGCUUAUUAUAAAGGAUGGUGGGCUGAAUAUGCUCUAGAUUACUGUUUUGUUCAAAACACAUUUUUUGUCCCAUUAGAAGCGGACAAAUCCGAAAAAUCUUUCAACUGGGAAAAUCAAAUUGGAGAACGCGAAAACACAACAAGUUUGGCUCAUACUAACCAAAUUGGUGAGUCACUCUCUACCAUGUUUUCUUUCUAAAUUCAAAUAAAUAUUCAGGAUAUUACCAAUGGGUUCCAUUCAUUCUUGCUCUUCAAGCUUUGAUGUUCUAUUUGCCAGUUGUAAUUUGGAGAAUGCUUUAUGGAAUGGCGGGUCAAAAUGUCACCUCACUUUGUAAUACUUGCACAGCAACUGAAGGAAAUGAAGAAUCACGUAGUGGAACAAUGAAUACAAUGGCUGGAUAUAUUUCACAAAAAAGACACCGUAAUCUUCAUUUUGAGACGAGAUAUCAAAGAACUGCUGAUAAAUCAGCUAUUCUUAUCGCAUACUUGGUAAAUAUCCUAAUCGCAAAUUCCAAAUUUUCAAUUUGUUCUAUUUUCAGUUCACCAAAUUGUUAUAUCUUUUCAAUGUUCUUCUUCAAUUCUUCCUUCUCAAAUCAAUGCUUGGAGUUAAUUCAUAUUUCUGGGGAUACGAAGUAUCAAAAGAUUUGGCACGUGGACUCGAAUGGCCAGAAACUGGAAAUUUCCCACGUGUAACAAUGUGCCAAUACGAAGUUCGAAACUUGGAUAAUAUUCAUAAACAUACAGUUCAAUGUGUUCUUAUGAUUAAUAUGUUCAAUGAGAAGAUCUUUGUUGCUCUUUGGUGGUGGCUUUGUGUGCUUUCAGUUGUUACUUUUGCCAACUUUGUUCAAUGGGUUUUGAGAUCUUUUGGUUCAAGAAAUACCAAAGAAUUCGUCAAACCAUACAUUGAGGAUAUUGAUCCAAAAGUCAAGAAUAACAGAGGAAAAUUGCAACAAUUUGUGACUGAACACUUGUCUCCAGAUACUGUUUUCCUUUUGAGACUCAUCGGUUAGUUAUUAUCAAAUCUAGUUCCGCGAAAUAAUUUCUAAUACUUUCCAGAAAUAAACAACGGAAAAACUCCAGUUUUGGAGCUUCUUUCAAGCAUGUGGUCCAAAUUCAACACAGCCACUCCUCCACCAUAUUCAGCUCCUCCUCUUCUUGUUAAAGAUGCCGAUCCAUUGUUGAAGAAUUUCGAUGAGACCGAAAUGUAA